Pipistrellus kuhlii (Kuhl's pipistrelle) is the source of this 1349-nucleotide messenger RNA. RefSeq names its product kinetochore-associated protein NSL1 homolog. Gene Ontology annotation, biological process: mitotic sister chromatid segregation. Gene Ontology annotation, cellular component: kinetochore; MIS12/MIND type complex. Bases 162 to 1010 code for a protein of 282 amino acids. The transcript has a single exon. The record is from RefSeq and is a predicted model, not a curated record. NCBI's taxonomy places the organism in Eukaryota, Metazoa, Chordata, Mammalia, Chiroptera, Vespertilionidae.
AUUCUCUCUCAUCAUUGAUGUUUCUGUCUCCCUCUCCCUCUCUGAAAUCAAUUAAAAAAAAACCACAUAUUUUAAAAAGACAUUUCUCUCUACUGGAAGAUUACUGUAUAAUUGUACAUAUAAAACAUAUAUGACUAAAAUAAUUGCAGAAAACCAGGAAAAUGGCGGGGGCUCCCGAGUUGGGGAGCCUCUCGCUUCCGCGGGCCGUGGAGAGCGUGGCCGGGACAGAAGACCGCGCCGCGGGCCCCGCCGCCACUCCGCGGGAGGAUUUCCGCGUGCGCUGCACCUCGAAGCAGGCCGUGCUGGAGCUGAUGGAGCUGUGCGGCCGCUUCGUGCGGCAGCUCGGGGACGCGCUGCCGGCGGAGGUUCGGGAGCCCGCGCUGCGAGACGCGCAGUGGACGUUUGAAUCUGCUGUGCAAGAGAAUGUCAGCAUUAAUGGGCAGGCAUGGCAAGAAGCUUCAGAUGAUUGUUUCAGGGAUUCUGAUAUCAAAGAACUUGAAGAUCACUUUGAUGAAAUCAUAGUAGACUUAGCCACGAAACGUAAGCAGUAUCCCAGAAAGAUCCUUGAAUGUGUCAUAAAAAUUAUAAAAGCAAAACAAGAAAUUCUGAAAGAAUACCACCCUGUUGUACACCCAGUGGACCUAAAAUAUGACCCUGAUCCUGCCUCUCGUGUGGAAAAUUUGAGAUGCAGAGGAGAAACAGUAGCAAAGGAGAUCAGUGAAGCCAUGAAGUCCUUGCCUGCAUUAAUUGAACAAGGAGAUGGAUUUUCCCAAGUGUUAAAGAUGCAGCCUGUUAUCCAACUCCAGAGAAUCCACCAAGAAGUCUUUUCCAGUGGUUAUAAGGAGCCAGAUGCUAAACCUGAGAACUUUAUAACACAAAUAGAAACCACACCAACAGAGACUUCUACCAGCAAAACCACUAACGUGGUACUGAAAAGAAAGCAAACUAAAGACUGCCCCCAGAGAAAAUGGUAUCCGUUGCGGCCAAAGAGAAUUAAUCUUGAUACGUAAGCUAUUUUUGUUUAUCUCGGGAGUUGAAAUUAGGCUGUCAUCAUUUAGAUUAAAGUCUGAUGCCUAGACAGGACUUCAUUUAAAAUAACAAGUAACUCUUUAGUGAUUUCUUUAUACAGAUGUAAUAACUCUGUCCUGGGGUAUGAUGUAAUAUUGUAUAUCCUCAAUGUUUCGUCUAUAGUUGAUGAAAAGCAUAGUUUUAAAAUGUUGGCACAAAGCCCAUCAAUGGGUAUAAACAGUACAGUCUUUUACUGUCCUAAAAUGCCAUCAACUCUUGGCUGCUUUUAUGGAAUUUUAUGAGUAACAUUCUGUCAGUUUUCUGGAUCUACUGCUUUCUUU